UCUCGCCUUCUCCACUCGCACCGAGCUCAAACCCCUAGCCCAACCUAGGGUUUCCGCCUCCGGAAUGCUCCCUUGCUGACCCUCCACCUCCCAUGGCGCUGACGUCCUUAUCCCUGCAAUGACCACGGACGCAGGCCGCAUCUUCUUCUUCCGCAAGCGCCACCGCCUGGCUGACGACGACCACUUCCCCCGCCCCAAGCACCGCCGCCUCCACGAACCCAGAUUCCUCUUCGACGCCGUACCCUGCUGCCUCUUACGGCGCCCGCCCAUCCCACCGGAGGCAGGGGUUUCCGCGUUCGACAUGGGGAACUUCCUCUCCAAUGCCUGUCCGGGCUGCAUGCCCAAAGACGGCGCCCUGGGGAUGUACCGGGACUGGACAGAUGCGUCAAAGGACGCGCGGGAUCUCACAGUGGCCACCAGGGACGGUGUGGGGUUAGGGCACGGCGUGCUGAGCCGGAGGAUCUUGGACCCGAGGAAGGCCGCCUUGCAGGCGGUGGUGCCUCCGUGGGAGAAGAGGGAACCACACUACAAGGAUGCUCUCAAGAAAGCAAGAUUGCCCGAUAAGAGGUUGGGAGAGCUCGAGGCGGAAGCGAGGCUUCAAAAAGAGAAACUCGAUGAGCUGCGGAAGCCCAAGGAGGAUCUGUCUCAAUUCUUAUUACCUCUAACUGCUGAAGAUGAAGAGGUAGUUCAUGAUUGUUUGUAUGGUAGUGGUUCAAGUAACCAAGUCCUGGUGCUACAUGAAUCGUCUAACAUUGAGAUUAGCAAAGAAAAAAUCCGGUGCUUGCGGCCUCAUGGCUGGUUAAAUGACGAGGUCAUUAAUUUGUUCCUUGAAUUGUUAAAGGAGAGGGGACUAAGAGAACCCAAAAGGUCUUUGAAAUGCCAUUUCUUCAACACAUUUUUUUAUAAGAAGCUUGCUUGUGGAAAAAAUGGAUAUGACUACAAAUCUGUUAAAAGAUGGACUACCCACAGGAAGUUGGGUUAUGAGCUCAUUGAGUGUGAUAAAAUCUUUGUACCUGUACAUCAACGUGUACAUUGGUGUUUAGCAAUUAUAAAUAUGAAGGCAAAGACUUUACAGUAUCUUGAUUCUCUUGGUGGCAAUGAUCCUCGUGUACCAGAAAUGCUGGCCAGAUAUAUUGUGGAGGAAGUGAAGGACAAGAGUAAUAAAGAGAUUGACAUAAAUUCGUGGACUAAAGAAGUAGUUGAUUAUGUCCCGUUACAACAGAAUGGGUAUGAUUGUGGUAUGUUUAUGCUCAAGUACAUGGAUUUCCUCAGCAGAGGCGCCAGCUUAUCUUUUGGCCAGGAACACAUGGAAUACUUCCGGAAGAGAACAGUGAAGGAAAUCAUAAAACUAAGAGCUGACUAAGUUUCCUAUUUGGAAAAAGUUCUGAUGAAGUUUUGCUCUAGAAGAACUGGGCCUUCACUCGUUGCUGUCAAAGAUAGAAGUUGUCCGUUCACCAUGAGAAAGUGAAUACUUCUUUUGGUUUGCGAACUCAAACUAGUGUGAUAGAAGGACGCAAAUGCCAAUGGAGAAUUUGAUUGGCAUGUGAAAAAAAGAGGGAAAAGAAAAUUGUGAAUUGGGUUGAGCAAAAAACGCAACUUAGAGAUGCACCGCUGGAGAUUCCCCUUUUGUUAGCUCGAUUAAUUAGUUCCGAAGUUAGAAAUGGUAUUUUGUGAUAGCUCGCCGAUUGGUGAUAAAUUGUAAAUUCUGCGUACAUAGACUUUCUAUGCUGAUUCAGUGUAGUGGCAUUUGUAUAUUUGAUGGUCUUAUGCUGAUUCAGUGUAGUGGCAUUUGUAUAUUUGAUGGUCUUAUGCUGAUUCAGUGUAGUGGCAUUUGUAUAUUUGAUGGUCGUACUCAUCCACCGAGGUUUGAUUGGACAGCUUCA
Messenger RNA from Lolium rigidum, 1883 nucleotides. Its product is annotated as putative ubiquitin-like-specific protease 1B. The transcript is spliced from 9 exons. Gene Ontology annotation, cellular component: nucleus. Bases 119 to 1363 code for a protein of 414 amino acids. The record is from RefSeq and is a predicted model, not a curated record. NCBI's taxonomy places the organism in Eukaryota, Viridiplantae, Streptophyta, Magnoliopsida, Poales, Poaceae. Gene Ontology annotation, molecular function: deSUMOylase activity. Gene Ontology annotation, biological process: protein desumoylation.